Paramacrobiotus metropolitanus is the source of this 2509-nucleotide messenger RNA. RefSeq lists its product as uncharacterized. Lineage: Eukaryota; Metazoa; Tardigrada; Eutardigrada; Parachela; Macrobiotidae. The record is from RefSeq and is a predicted model, not a curated record. The transcript is spliced from 4 exons. The coding region runs from base 261 to 1364 and encodes 367 amino acids.
UGUGCAAUUGCAUCGUGCGUCGCGCACCUUGGUGCAGUGGCUCUGCCUACGACGAUCAUACGACGUGGCCGGGGUUCGAUUCGAUUUUUAUUUUAUUCGUCAGUAGUGUAGUUCUCUGUGGUGACAAGACACGGAGUUUCUUAUUGCAUCUUAUUGCAUUCCAUCUUUCAAGGAGUCGUCAUCGUUCGAUCAGACACUUGUCAGUGGAGUUUUCCUUUUUUUUGGAUGUGCUUAUAAUCGGCUUAUUUAUUUUCUCCAGCAUGCAUUUGUACGGGGAAAGCCGUGAUACUGGAGAAGCGUUUAAGGUGAACCAGUGGAACGGCGUGGAUGUGGUGAUCAACGGGACGCUGCAGCACGGCAUCGUCGUUGGAAUAUCUGCCGUAUCGGCCGACGGCCAGAAACACGGUCUGCUGAUCGACUUCAACUGUCCACAGCGUCAUUCGGAGUUUGCCGAGUACGGCAACAUCUUCAGCUGCCCCGACACUAUCGCGAAUCCCUGCGAGCGAUGGACGCAGGUUGCGAAGUGGGCGGAGACCCAUCCCCUGCAGGCUUUAAUACGCGUCGGUGCCGAUCGGGCGUGGACGUGGUGGCCGGUCAAACAGGUGGUGCUGGAGGGUACGCUGCGCCGAGCGUGUUGCAACGAAAUCGAUUGCGAACUGGUGGAGGUGCAGUGGGGCGAUGCGGUAACGAAGGAGCUGAUUCCGCUGCGGCAGGUCCGCUGUGUGCCCUCACCGCAAGAUCUCCAGCAGCGCCGUGUGGGACCGGAUUAUUUUGUCAGCCGCGAAUGCCGUCUGCCUAAGGGAUACUGGUCGGCGCCUCCGGGGGCGACGCGACGGUUGUGGCAGGACCUUAGCCGCGGGCGUCGUGCCUGCUGCGUUGCCGUUCGCACUGACAGCUUCACGUAUUUUCAGCGCAAUAGUCGAGAAAUACCGAAACUUUCACUCGACGGAGUGGAAAGCGCUUUCAGUGACGUUAUAAAAUCGGGAUUUGUUCAACAUUCCCACGGCAGCCAGGGCGACGGAAGCCCGGAAGGGGAGUGGGAUGGGCGGCGCUUCGUCCCCCCUCGGGAAGAAGUAAAGCCCAGCCGACCGACGAGCAUCCGGAUCAAACGGGACGCGGCAUCCCCGUACCGCGCGAAAUCAUGGCGGAAGUUCUCCAGUCACUGGACACCUUCGAGCGGGUCGGCAUGCGGCGCGUUUGCCGUCUGUGGGAUCUUGUGUUGGAUGCGGAUGCGGGUGCGACAGGCCAACAACUGUGGAUUUCCUGCCGCCAUCGCCCCCAUAAGACCUUCAGUUGGGCGGCAGGGCAGUUUCUGCUGGCUUCCUGCCUCCUCAAAUCCACCACCACGGACACCAUCAUCUUAGAGGAUUCUGCAGAGGCAUCGUACACGUCGCGGGGCGUGUACGGAAUGGUAGCCACCCUGUUGCAGCAGCGGUGCAUUAAGCGGCUGAUCCUGUCCCGGCAUGAUUUCGGCCAUCAUGACUGCCAUCUGCACGUGUACCUGGACUGGAUGAAUCAACAGCUGACGCGGUUUGCCGCCACCUGCCAGGUCGUCGUGUGGCGCGAGUGCCGGCUGUCGCUGGUGCAGGUCAGCGGAAAGGUGGCUUAUGCCAAAUUCUGUCUGCGUGAGGCCCCGUCCGCCCGCCUGGCGCAGUUGUGGGAGGUCUGCGAAAAGUCACUCGUCGAGAAGCAGGUGGACGAUCUGCCGGGGCUGGCGGAGUAGAUGGCGCGUUGUGCCAGUACAUGGAAUCAAGAGCGCGGGCAUAUUAUGGGUUGUGAACGAAUUUAUUGGCACGGAUCAAUGCACGUCGCAGCAGGGCGCUUAGCAAGAAUGGACAAUGGAGAGUUUGGCCAAUUUGGAUGUGUACCGGCUGCCGAAGGUGACACACUUUAUGCUGCAAUGUCGAAUCAACCAUAGUUGAAGAUUGUCAAUGCCUACAGACUACUAAGUAUUAUUGGACUAAUUACUAAUUAAUUAUUAUUAUUCCUCAUUACUAUUUUUCUACUAAUUAAUUUAUCACUUGAUUUUUGUGGACUAUUUUCGUAAUUGUUCCAUGUUGGGAUUUAAAGUGAAAAGUAUCGUAUGAAAGUAAAAAGUAUCGUAUGAAAUUUAAAGUAUCGUAUGAAACUGGUGUUCAGGAUUUCCUCUUGAGAAUUUUAUCAAUCGUGUCGUUCACAUAAUAAUCGAUGUGUUUCGCAGUUGUCUCUGUUGUUUAUGCGCUGCAGCGAUUAAAUUGUUCUAUAUAUAGCGCCAGUUCGUCUUUCAUGUAUCCAGGAUUCCAGACUCCAGAGCAGGCAACGCGUUUGUAGUGUACGCGACCUUGUCCCAGGCUUAUUGUUGCGCGAUCAGGAGUAAGUCACUGGAUAUAUUGUAGCGAUAGAAGUUGUACAGCCAUAAGACCACCCAGUUAUGAUUCAUCAUGACGUUAUGAAGUCUUUUUAUUUUAUCGGCUAGCUGUUCUUCUUUACAAUUUCUACAAUUCAUUCUUGUCUCAGCUUGCAUCAGCUU